Eruca vesicaria subsp. sativa (arugula) is the source of this 1431-nucleotide messenger RNA. The record is from the annotation of a GenBank genome assembly. Lineage: Eukaryota; Viridiplantae; Streptophyta; Magnoliopsida; Brassicales; Brassicaceae.
AAGACUGGGCUAACUAUUUACAGUUGUUUUGGGGUUUAAUCAUAGGUGAAUCCUGAUGCUGGGACGUUUCGGUUGAGUCCACCUUUGUAUCUCAAGAAGCUGGAGACUAUCUUUGAAGGUAGUAGCGUAGGAGAUGAUGAAGGUGGUUCUAGCAAAUGCAAGAGGAAGAGAAGAAGCAGGCUUCAUCAUGAAGAACAAGAAGUUGAUACUGGAGAUGAUGAUGAUGUUGAUGAUGAUCAUGAAAUGCAGAUAGCAUCUAAUUUCUCAACUCAUCAUGAUAUGAAGAUUGAAUCUGAUUUCUCAACGACUCAUUCGAAAGGGUACUGGUCACCGGCUACACACGAGUUGUUUCUGGACUUGUUGGUGCAGGAGACUUAUAAAGGAAACAGACCUAACACACAUUAUCCUAAAGAAAGCUGGAGAUUGAUGCUUGAGACGAUUAAUCAAAACUCUGGAAAAAAGUACACAAGAGCUCAGUUGAAAAACCAUUGGGAUUGUACUAGGAAGGCUUGGAAGAUUUGGUGUCAAGUUAUUGGCUCUCCUCUCAUGAAAUGGGAUCCAAAUACUUGUUCUUUUGGUGCUUCAGAUGAGGACUGGAGACUCUAUUUAGAGGAGAACCCUAGAGCUGCACAGUUCAGAAGGAAACAAGUUCCUUGUGCUGACAAGCUAGCAAUCAUCUUUAAAGGAGUUAUUGAGCCAGGAAAAGCUGACUUCCGUCCUUACCGGAGGAAAGGGCGAGACCAUUCCGAGUCUCCACAGCUACUACAUGACCCAACUCCAUUAUCAACUCUCUACAUAAACGAGCCAGUCACAGGAAGUGAAGAUGGAGAUGAUGAGGAUGCUGAUGAUGAUGAUGAUAAUGAUGACUAUGAUGGUGAGCCUACUCGUACUCCUCGUCGCAGGAGACUUAACAGUAUUGGUUUUGCAGAGUCUCGGUUACAAGAUGUUGAGAUUGGAACUCCGUUGGAGGUCAAGAGGAUGAGAGAGAGUCCUUUGACUUCGUCGGCUAAGCAAUGCGAGUAUACUAUUGGUGAAUGUAUUGAGCGUUUGGAUUCGAUGGAAGAGGUUGAGCAAGGGAGUGAUCUUUACAUGUUUGCGUUAGAUUUGUUUCUGAGGAAAGAGUAUAGAGAGAUUUUCUUGCAGCUGAAGAAAUCGAGUUUGAGAAUCUCUUGGUUGCUUAGGCUUCAGGCUGGUCCUCCUACUCAUGCUGCUUAAGAUUCUCCUUUUAACUAUGACCUCCUUGCUUAUGUGUGUGAUUAAGUAAAACUCUUUAUAUUUCUUUUCAUUAAGGACAGUUUUUUUGUAAUGUUUGUUUGUAAUAUCUAAAGUAUGUUGGAGUAACGUAGAGCAAUGUAUAUCUUUUCAACGGUUUGCGAUAUUAACUUAAUGUAUUAGUCUUUGUUCCCAGUUUGUUAGUUUUGAGAAUUUGAU